This is a messenger RNA of Haliotis rufescens (red abalone), 2216 nucleotides long. Its product is annotated as multiple epidermal growth factor-like domains protein 10. Bases 11 to 1147 code for a protein of 378 amino acids. The record is from RefSeq and is a predicted model, not a curated record. The transcript is spliced from 5 exons. Lineage: Eukaryota; Metazoa; Mollusca; Gastropoda; Lepetellida; Haliotidae.
AGGCAAAAGAAUGGCCGCCGCGCUGAUGAUAUGGAUAGCGUACUUAAUGUUUGCUAUUAAAGCUGGCCCAUGCAAGGAAACCCAUCACUGUUCAGACUGUCACAACACGACGGGAUAUUGCCUCACUGAGUGUGACACUGGGUAUUAUGAUCAGAAAUGCAGGUCAGAGUGCAGUGAUAACUGUAUGAAUCACAAAUGCGUACUUGUCAGCAACGGCUUUUAUAACUGCACUGAGGGCUGUGUGCCAGGAUAUCAAGGCUUGGGUUGCACCAUACCAUGCGACAGUCCAGGAGGUAACUGUACAGCAUGUCCAGGUGGUUGUGAUGAAGGAUAUUGUCAGCUGGGCUCCUCCUGUGUGUCUGGAUGUGUAGACUCCUCGUACGGGACUGACUGUGUCGAGACACAUGUUGACCCAUGUAUGGAUAACCAUCACUGUUCAGACUGUGACAACACAACGGGACAUUGCCUCACUGAGUGUGACACUGGGUAUUUUGAUCAGAAAUGCAGCUCAAAUUGCAGUUAUAACUGUAAGAAUAAGAAGUGCACUCUUUUAAAUACCAAUACUGACACUGGUAACUGCACUGACGGCUGUGUGCCAGGAUAUCAAGGCUUGGAUUGCAACAUACCAUGUGACAAUCCAGGGGAUGGAUGCACAACAUGUCCAGGUGGUUGUGAUGAAGGAUAUUGUCAGCUGGGCUCAUCCUGUGUGUCUGGAUGUGUCGACUCCUACUACGGGACUGGUUGUCAUGAGAAACCUCGUGAUAACGGGGGACUGUUUACUGGACUAGCUAUAGGACUAGCUACAUCAUCUUUCCUGUUCAUCUUUACGAUCUCCCUGGUUGUGUACUGCCGAUAUUGUCAACGCUCGAGGAGAAACAGGUUUCAGCAGUACGUCACUCCUGUUCAGUGCACGCAUGUGUCACCAGAGGCCAUUGAUGCUCGAGAAUAUGCUGUCGUCGAUGAAGCAAAGAUGUAUGAUCCGCUCACUGGUGAGAGGCAGCCAGCACGUGCCAGUUGUUCUGGCUAUGACCAACUGAGGUCGGCACAGCAUGCAAACAUGUCACGUGACCUGGAACAUGCAGACACAGCAGAACCAGAAACGACAUCAAUGACGCGCGAGCAAGAACGUGCUACGUCAAGUGUUUAGGUUAAUGACGUUAUAUGAAUAUAUCACAGGCAGAGACAGCAGAACCAUAAACGACAUCAAUGAAUUGUGGGCUCAGAGUGUUUAGGUUCAUGACGAUAUAUAGAUUAAUGUAAAUAUAUAUAUCACAUAAAUUGAAACACAGCUGUAGCAGAAACCACGUCAGUGACACGUGAUAUCCACAACAAUAUACAAGUAAAGGAUACAGGUACAUAUGUUGUAAAUGUAUAUGUUUCACACAAGGUUGAUACCAAUUCAACACAUUGUUACUGGGGAACGUUGAUAUUCGAUGAUAUGAUUUUACAAUACCAAAUGAAGGUUUCAAUAUAAUCUAAUAUUUGGAUUUGAUCUUCCUUACUUAAAUACGAAUUUCGUUGACAAACCCAUACCUGGUAACCAAAGCGCUACACACUAAAGGAGGAUGGAGUAACAUCUAACCCAUCAAUAUCAAUAUCAGCUGUUUCAUCACAUCCCCGACAUAUGCUAUUGGUGAAAUAUUUGGAGAAACAGACCGCCUUGUCAGUGCUAUCUCAAAACGUAUGUUACAACAUGUCCAAUCCGUGCCCGGGCAUAAUCCUGCUACAAAUUGACGUUACAACGUUGCAUUUACACAAAGGGUCUAAGAUGGUAUCGAAACAAUGUCGUCCCUGUAGCUUACGACCUUCAAGUAACACCAAUGAGCCACACAAUAUCCAUUUCACUUCUGAACCCACACUGACAAAGUUGAUUUACGCAAGCGCCUCUAUUUUGUUCUCAUGGACGCCUGCAGACCAUUGCACGACCUUCAGAGUUGUCCAUAUGAAGAAUUGCCUCAUCCCAGUACACAGUCCCAGUACUGUCUGCACCAAGCAAGGCGUGUCUAGGAAGCAAAGAGGGUGAAAUCAGAGCAGGACGUUGUGCUCCCUCAACCAGUUUUCUAUUGUUCUGCAACGAAUUGAUCCCAACACAGGAAGUUUUCGAGCUGUUAAUGUGACAGUUUGUUGUCGAUCCUGUAGAUGCACAAAACGAAUAUUGAGGUCUUGUUGACGUGACAUCGCAUUGGAGCAUCGCCUCAUUGCAAGGAAUGAGUGUU